Molecule: messenger RNA, 4053 nt
Organism: Epinephelus moara (kelp grouper)
Lineage: Eukaryota; Metazoa; Chordata; Actinopteri; Perciformes; Serranidae
Product: GTP-binding protein 2-like
Exons: 12
Coding region: 889-2379 (496 amino acids)
Biological process (GO): translational elongation
Molecular function (GO): translation elongation factor activity; GTPase activity; GTP binding
Source: RefSeq, a predicted model, not a curated record
UCAGGCACGGACAGGGCUCCGGCAAUAACGGGAAGAAAACGUCGAAAAAGUCGCGGACGAGAAGAGGCAAACGAGGCAGGAAAAGACGGAAUAAAAAGAACAACCGGAACAACAAAACACCACCACCGUAUUUCCCACCGGAGGUAGCUAACGCUCUUUAGCCCGGGGAUUAACGGGACAUCCAGCCCGCUAAAGUAGCCAGCUAGCUAGCGGUGCUGCAGCAAACACCAGCUAGUUUCUGUCUAAACACUGACACAUUUAAUUCACACAGCACCAGCAACAUGUUGAAACAUGGCGGGAGAAAUCUGUUACUGUGAGCUGGGCUUCAUACGUGAGCCCCGACAUCCAUCUGCUGCUGUGUCGUCUGCAGGAAACGUCACGCCGAAGCGCACUCAAAUAUUUGACAAUUAUAAAUAAUUUGUGUGAUAGGUUUGAGCACAAAGGCUGAAGAAGCUGACUGAACACAUUUCCUGAUAUAAUCGGGACCGAUUAAUAAUUCGGCAUAUGCCUCAACAACAAGAAGCACUGUUUACUUUAUAAUUUUAUACUUAAGACUCAGCGCUUUUUAAACUACAGCUGGAUGAAGUUGUAGUAGAUGGAUUGGAAUAUUACAAGGUAAACGGUUGUGUACAGAGACAUUAAAGCAAUUUAAAUGAAUGCCGAACAGACAAGUUCCUCUCGUAGAUAUAGGAAAACGUCAGAGUCAAGCAUUAUAUUGCUGAAGAAGGAAACAUCGAGUACAAGCUAAAGCUGGUUAACCCCACUCAGUAUCGCUUUGAGCAUCUGGCCACGCAGCUGAAGUGGCGUCUGCAGGAGGGCCGCGGUGAGGCCGUGUACCAGAUCGGAGUGGAGGACAACGGCCUGCUGGUUGGCCUGACCGAGGCCGACAUGAAGGCCUCGCUCAAGACCUUGAAGAGGAUGGCAGAGAAAGUCGGUGCCGACAUCACUCUCCUCCGAGAGAGGGAGGUGGACUACGACUCGGACAGAAACACUCGUAAAAUAGCAGAAGUCCUCGUCCGAAAAGUUCCCGAUGAUCAGCAGUUCCUGGACCUGCGGGUGGCGGUUCUGGGAAACGUGGACUCAGGGAAGUCGACCCUGCUGGGCGUCCUGACACAGGGCGAGCUGGACAACGGGCGAGGCAGAGCGAGGCUCAACCUCUUCAGACAUCUGCACGAGAUCCAGACAGGACGCACCUCCAGCAUCAGCUUCGAGAUCCUCGGCUUCAACAGCAAAGGAGAGGUUGUGAACUACAGCGAGUCUCGGACAGCCGAGGAGAUCUGUGAGAGCUCCUCCAAGAUGAUCACCUUCAUCGAUCUGGCUGGACACCACAAGUACCUGAAGACCACCAUCUUCGGCCUCACCAGCUACUGCCCUGACUUCGCCAUGCUGGUGGUGAGCGCCAACACCGGCAUCGGUGAGCUGCAGCCACACGCCGGUACAACCCGAGAGCACCUGGGCCUCGCCAUGGCGCUGAAAGUUCCCAUCUUCAUCGUGGUCAGUAAAGUGGACCUGUGCUCCCGUGGCACCGUGGAGAGGACCGUCCGACAGCUGGAGCGAGUCCUGAAGCAGCCGGGCUGCAACAAGGUGCCCAUGGUGGUGUCCAACCCCGACGACGCUGUGACCGCCGCGCAGCAGUUCACACAGUCUGCAGGCAUCACACCCAUCUUCACACUGUCCAGUGUGUCUGGAGAAAGUCUUGACCUUCUCAAGGUUUUCCUGAACAUCCUCCCUCCACUGAGCAACAGCAAGGAGCAGGAGGAGCUGAUGCAGCAACUCACCGAGUUCCAGGUGGAUGAGAUCUACUCAGUUCCUGAUGUUGGGACUGUGGUGGGAGGAACUCUGUACAGCGGCGUGUGCAGGGAGGGCGAGAGGCUGGUGGUUGGUCCGACUGAUGAGGGGCGCUUCCUGCGUCUGAAGGUGGGCAGCAUCCAGAGGAACCGCUCGGCCUGCAGGGUGCUGAGGGCCGGACAGGCUGCCACGCUGGCUCUGGGCAACUUUGACCGCUCGCUGCUGCGCAAGGGGAUGGUGAUGGUCAGUCCAAAGAUGAACCCGACCAUCUGCUGUCAGUUUGAAGCCGCCAUCGUCCUCCUCUUCCACGCAAAGACCUUCCGCCGGGGCUCACAGGUCACCGUGCACGUGGGCAACGUCAGGCAGACGGCCACCGUGGAGUGCCUUCAUGGGAAGGAUGAGCUGCGUACGGGCGAGAGGGCCGUGGUUCGCUUCCGCUUCAUCAAACACCCCGAGUACCUGCGUCUGGGCGCCAAGCUGCUCUUCAGGGAGGGCGUCACCAAAGGCAUCGGCCACGUCACCCGCCUGCUGCCCCCCUCCCAGAAUCACGACCAGAACCAGAACCACGACCAGAACCUGCAGGAGCAUUAGAGACCCCCGUCUGACAGACGCCGAGCUCCGUGAGAACGACGACCUGCCUGACGCCAUCGAUGCUCCUCUGAUCACGCCACGUGUCGGCGUAUUAAUCCGUCCGUCCUGGAUCUAUACUUCUGUCCUCAUCCGCUCCUGCUGUGCCGUCAGAGAGUCUGUCAUCAUCAUCUUCCUCCCAGCAGACGUUCGUGUCUUGAGUUAAAGCCGGCUGACCUCAGUGGACUUAAGCUUGGACGCUUAAUCUGAUGUUGGGCCACAGUUUGAUUUAAGAAGCUCCUUUUUUCUCUGAGCGGCUGUCGUGAGACGACAGCAGGAGGAAUGAGACGCCCAAUCUCUGCUGCACAGGAAGGACUGACCUGUCUCUGCACACGCUCACACUGAAUAUGAAACCUGAAGAGGGGGAUUAUUUCCACAACAGUCUGAGGCGUCUGCUCGCUGGUUUUGCAUAUUUCAGCCCAUAAACUUCAAAACAUGAAUGUUUUAUAUAUCGCUGCGGAGCUCGGUGGGCAUCAGGAGUCAUUUCCUGACAGUUUGUGUGGACGAACAAGAAACGUGUGCUCUCGGAGGUAUAACAAGAGUCUGAAGUACAGUUAAAGGCGUUUUAAUACAGCGGUGAUGUCACAACUGUCGAUGAAUCUGUCGACUAUUUUCUGGAUUAAUAGAUUAAUUGCUCUGUCGUUAGAAAUAGUGUCGAUCAGUGUUUCCCAAAAGCUCAAGAUGACGUCCUCAAGUGUCUUGUUUCAUCGACAACCCAAAGUGAUUCAGUUGACUGUCACAGAGGAGGAAAGCAGCCAGAGAAUAUUCACAUCUAAGAAACUGGAAUCGGAGAAUUUUUUCAAACAAUCGAUUUGAGCGAGCAAAAAACGCAGCAUGUGUACAGCCCCAGAGGGAAGCAGCACACACACGUUGGAGAAACUUGAACCCGAGAUUGAUUUGAGUUUUUGAUGGAUGAUUAAUUAGAUUAUAUUGAUUUUUGUCAGUUAUAUUCAGUUGAUCCACGACUCGUCUCAGGAGCAGCUCUGACGGUGUGUUCACUGACAGUUUGGUUUGGAUUUUGGAGACACGUGUAGACAUGUAGUUUAUUUAUUUAGUUAUUUUUACUGGAAAACAGAUUGUGCAACAUCAUGCUCAAACGUGUGCGUUAAAUAAUUUAAGAUAAAAUUUUACUAAUUUGUGGACAAGUGUGUGGAGUCAAAACAAAGUCCCCAUUCUUAAAUUUCAGUUCCGCUUCAACUUUAGGGAAAUUUGAGGCGUGAAUUUGCGCCGGUGACCAAAAAAGAUCUGUCUCGACGGUGCACGAAACUGAGAUCCAGACUCGACAGUGAAGGACGCUGUCACAUGAGCUGUUAGUCUUAUUAAACCCGCUCUGUGGCAGAAUAAACUGAUCCUAAAACUUAGUUCGUGGAGUGGAAACAAAGUCCUCAUUUUAAAUUUUCGCUUUGAGUUCAACUUUGCUGAAAUCUGACGGGAGAAUUUGCGCUAGAGACCGACAGAAAUCUCUCGACAGUGCAUGAAACUGAGAUCCAGACUCCACAGUGCUGUCAGUUUGAACCUGCUGGAGAAUAAACUGCUCCAAAAACAAGAAGAUGCAGCGUGGAGGUUGAGAUAUGUCCCUUUUUCAUUAGUAAAUUGAGAGCACAGAUGGCGUCUUUGUGCACACAAGUUAAAACAAAA